This is a messenger RNA of Asparagus officinalis (garden asparagus), 1290 nucleotides long. RefSeq names its product origin of replication complex subunit 2. The record is from RefSeq and is a predicted model, not a curated record. Gene Ontology annotation, biological process: DNA replication. The transcript is spliced from 6 exons. Bases 75 to 1184 code for a protein of 369 amino acids. Lineage: Eukaryota; Viridiplantae; Streptophyta; Magnoliopsida; Asparagales; Asparagaceae. Gene Ontology annotation, molecular function: DNA replication origin binding. Gene Ontology annotation, cellular component: nucleus; nuclear origin of replication recognition complex.
ACCGCAGCGGGGAUCACUGUCCUCAAAAGCGCGGGAAAAAAGCCCUAGCUUCAUCUGCUCCGAUUUCAAGGUAAAUGGAUCCAAAGUACGGAAAUGAGGAGGAGGAGGAAGAAGAGGAGUUCGGAUUCUCUCGUAAUUACUUCCUCGCCCGAGAAGCAAGUGGAUCUCGAUCCGCUAAGAAAUCCGCCCGCAAGCUCGCUGACAUCGACCUCGUUGAUGAACAGGUCCUGAGAGCAGCAGCCUCAACAAUUCUAACAAAACACGAGAAAGAGAUAGAAGCUCUAUUAAGAAGGUAUAAAGACAUGUAUUCCAAGUGGCUCUUUGAGUUAAGGUGUGGGUUUGGUCUCUUGUUCUAUGGAUUUGGUUCUAAGAAAGUCUUGCUCGAAGAUUUUGCUUCAACAUCAUUAACUGAUUUUGGGGUACUUGUAGUCAAUGGCUAUCUUCCAUCAGUUAACAUAAAACAAGUUGUGAUCACUAUGGCUGAAGUUCUUCAGGACCAGCUAAAAGGCAAACACAGAAGUUCAACAGGAAGUAAGUCAAAAACCCAGCAGUCUUUUAGUUCCCAAUCCAUGGAAGAUCUUCUCUCAUUUCUGAAUGGACAUCAUUCAAAUGAGAACAACUGCCUUGUAUGUGUCGUCGUUCACAAUAUUGAUGGACCUGCUUUAAGGGAUCCUGAAACCCAACAAUGUCUUGCACGGAUUGCUAGUUGUUCCAAUGUUGGCAUGGUUGCAUCAAUUGAUCAUGUCAAUGCCCCUCUUUUGUGGGACAAAAAGAUGGUUCACACACAAUUCAACUGGUGCUGGUACCAUGUUCCUACUUUUGCACCCUACAAGGUUGAAGGGGUUUUUUCGCCGCUAAUUCUUGCCUCUGGCACCGCUGCUCAAACAACAAAAACAGCUCUAGUAGUCCUCCAGAGUCUGACCCCAAACGCACAGAGUGUUUUCAAGAUACUUGCAGAGUAUCAGCUGGCCAAUGAAAAGGAGGAAGGUAUGCCUAUUAAUACUCUGUAUACCAAGUGUCGAGAGCGAUUUCUCGUCAGCAGCCAGGUUACACUCAAUUCUCAUCUCACAGAGUUCAGAGAUCACGAGUUGGUGAAAACCAGAAGGCACUCUGAUGGCCAGGAUUGCCUCUAUAUACCCCUUUCAUCUGAAGCUGUUGAGAAAUUGUUACCAGAGCUGGUUUGAAUAUGUGCUCUUGUGUUAGUACUUAUAAUAGUGUAUUAUUUGGGAGAAAUUAUUAUGUUAAUGAAAUUCCAGGAUCGGUGCAAUUACCAUUCAUAUGGUCAUGUCA